Molecule: messenger RNA, 1903 nt
Organism: Corticium candelabrum
Lineage: Eukaryota; Metazoa; Porifera; Homoscleromorpha; Homosclerophorida; Plakinidae
Exons: 3
Coding region: 197-1615 (472 amino acids)
Source: RefSeq, a predicted model, not a curated record
GUUGCUAGCUGUAAGAGCAACCUGCAGCGUGCUACUCUGCAAGCGUCUUUCCUAUGUUAGUUACCGUCUUCUUCGCCUCUCUUUCUACUCUAUGGUAAUCUCCUCAUCCACUCUUUUCUUACCGCGCCUCUUGACUGCUAUCACACCAACGGUGCCGGCCACUGUCAGGCCAUUCAGAGACGAUCGACUGUAGAAGAUGGUAGAUGACAAGUUUUCUAUCAGAAGACGCCGUGUGUGUUCUGUACUGUUUGCAUUGCUCAGUGCCGGCUGUUUGCCUACAACGAGUGCUCAGUGUCCCGGUAACCUGAGAAACAAGAACAUCAUACCUGUGGCUGAGAUACGUCAACUUGAUGACGAAAUAGCAAACGUCAGGAUGCAGCGUGGGCCAUUUCACCUGCCCAGUCUAAAACAGUGUCAGUUACUAGAGAAGAUGAAUAAGAUCUUAGCUGGAGACGAGGAUGGCUCGUUUCGGAUAACAGGCGAUGGCUUAUUGCAUCUUAAUACUACACUGAACAGCACGAAGCGAUCAUUGUAUACACUCCAUCUUUCUUUGCUUGAAAAAUGGAGAGUCGGAGAGGACGAAACCUUCUUGACUAUCAACCAGUCGGCUUGUGUUGAGAUCUGUGUGUGUCCUGGUGCAUCGAAUAAUUGUGUGCCUGCAUCGAGUCCAACUUCUGUUGCUUUGUCUUCUGGUUACGAUGCAUCGACUUCGAUAACAACUUCGACUCUUGGUGGUUCUGUUAUUGUUACUACACGGGAAUAUCUGACGUCAAGUUCGAUGGAAUCUGGUGUAAAGACCGUACCGAUAACAUAUAAUACUAUGACUGAACGUACAACGGUAAUCGAUAGGCAUCUGAAUAGUGUGCGGCCAGCAGUGUCAGACGUCGAGGAACAACUUCGUCUUGUAAUUAUACUCGGCGCGAUGGUACUCGCAGUGGCAGUACUGAUUAUUUUACUCAUGGCACUCCAACUGUAUAAAAAAUCAAGGAAACAUUGGUGUAUGAAAGUGCGUUCGGCACCAGUGUCUCCGCAUGAUAUCGAAGUGUCAACGAAUCAUGAUUUCUCGGAGCCACUGCCUGAUAAUGAGCUGUUUUAUUAUUACUAUACCGACGUGGACAGUCAAGUAGAGACGCCAGGGUUUGUGAGCAGCAAUCGAAGGGAUCGGUAUCAUGUUGAUACUAAGGAGGUUUCACACGGUGAAUGCCAUCGAGAUGUAUAUGAUGCCAGUCAGUUGCGUCGUUUGAGGUUCGUCGCUCAGCGUGACUUGAGUGUUGAGACGGCAAAAUGGGUGGACGAGCAGCGACAGAUUACAGAGAGACGAACUUCAAUGCCGACCGCAUUGGAUGACGUCUCGGUUGAUUCUAGGGACGACGGUGGAGAUUCUCUUCCCGAGUUCUCGUUUAGAUCACUUCCCAGUCAUCUUCUUAUGAACAUUACAGGAGAUAAUAAUAUCAUUUUGACGAACCCGCUUGCUAAAGUUGUGAGUCCACAAGCUCAUUGUUCAUCACGACCAACUGAAUCGCCUGUUUCUUCGUUAGCAAGUUGGGCAGUGAGACACGGGUCUGACUAUGGAUCUCCGGAGUCCCAGUUGCCUCCUGUCGAGCAGUCGAGUUGACAAAGUUGAAUAUAUACUCAGAGGUAGAGAUAUCAACAACUCGUACUCUGGAGAAUGUUUUAUACUGGAUGUUUACGACGAGUAAAUGUAGUGUAGUCGAUUGGAUCUUGGUGGCACGUUGAGUCACUUGAUGUUUUAGUCGUCUGAAACUAUCGAGGCAGUUUAUUAACCAGAGAGUUUAAAUAUCUCUAUUUAGACGUAUAAUUAUUACUGACCUAUCUUGAUUUGAACAGUUUGUCAUUAAUCAAGAUUCAAUAAUUUUAUAUUACAUUGAUUCAUAGCGCUUAA